Lynx canadensis (Canada lynx) is the source of this 3507-nucleotide messenger RNA. It is a transcript of the gene TPM4, whose product is annotated as tropomyosin 4. The record is from RefSeq and is a predicted model, not a curated record. NCBI's taxonomy places the organism in Eukaryota, Metazoa, Chordata, Mammalia, Carnivora, Felidae. Bases 105 to 959 code for a protein of 284 amino acids. Gene Ontology annotation, biological process: muscle contraction; actin filament organization. Gene Ontology annotation, molecular function: actin filament binding. Gene Ontology annotation, cellular component: actin filament. The transcript has 9 exons.
CCCGGAGCCUAUAAGGGCCUCGCCCCCGCCGGGCCGCUCAGUCCCGACCCGCAGCGCAGCCCCCACCCCGCAGAGUCCUCUGCGCCCGCACCCGCCGCCCAGCCAUGGAGGCCAUCAAGAAGAAGAUGCAGAUGCUUAAGCUGGACAAGGAGAACGCCAUCGACCGCGCCGAGCAGGCCGAGUCGGACAAGAAGGCCGCCGAGGAGAAGUGCAAGCAGGUGGAAGAGGAGCUGACACACCUCCAGAAGAAGCUGAAGGGGACGGAGGAUGAGUUGGACAAAUACUCCGAGAACCUGAAGGACGCACAGGAGAAGCUGGAGCUGACGGAGAAGAAAGCCUCCGACGCCGAAGGGGAUGUGGCCGCUCUCAAUCGACGCAUCCAGCUUGUUGAGGAGGAGCUGGACAGGGCUCAGGAGCGACUGGCCACAGCCCUGCAGAAGCUGGAGGAGGCAGAAAAGGCCGCGGAUGAGAGCGAGAGAGGAAUGAAGGUGAUAGAAAACCGGGCCAUGAAAGAUGAGGAAAAGAUGGAAAUCCAGGAGAUGCAGCUCAAAGAGGCCAAGCACAUUGCCGAGGAGGCCGACCGCAAGUACGAGGAGGUGGCUCGUAAAUUGGUCAUCCUGGAGGGCGAGCUGGAGAGGGCAGAGGAGCGCGCAGAGGUGUCCGAACUAAAAUGUGGUGACCUGGAAGAAGAACUCAAGAACGUCACGAACAAUCUGAAAUCACUCGAGGCUGCCUCUGAGAAGUAUUCUGAAAAGGAGGAUAAAUACGAAGAAGAAAUUAAACUUUUGUCCGACAAACUGAAAGAGGCUGAGACCCGUGCUGAAUUUGCAGAGAGAACGGUUGCAAAACUGGAAAAGACGAUCGAUGACCUGGAAGAUGAGCUAUAUGCUCAGAAGCUCAAGUACAAAGCUAUCAGCGAGGAACUGGACCAUGCUCUCAACGACAUGACCUCUCUCUAAGAGGGAGCUGGGGUGCCGCCCUCUGUCCUAGCAAUACUGAAGUUUGCCUUCUCACUGUGGUGCCUACAGUCCCGUGGGCUUCUCGAAGCUCCAGUGGUCUGCCUCCUGGUUUGGUCUUUCAAGCCUUCCUCUGCUGUGUCUGUGACUGUGUGACUGUGUGACUGAAAUAAAGACAGGCCUCCUCAUGCCCAGGCCCUCUCAUUUUCAUGUUCUUCCCUUGCCGCUUUUGAGCCGUAGCUGUGAUGCCCUGGACCGUGGCUACAACAGAAAGUGGGUGGUUCCAAUGAAGAGCUCAUUUCAAAAAGAAAGUUAUGCCCACAUGAUUCUUUUCCGACGAUACGAAAACAAACGCCAAUUUGGCAUGAGCUCUCAAAUACGUUGCUAGCGAACUAUAUCUGCGUGCCGAUAGCAGUAUUUCCUUAAAUAGAAAUUGUUUUUGAAUGGAGACUCAUCCGACCUCUUAAGCAGCUUAAUAGAGUCAGCAGAAUGUGCAAAAGCUGGCAGGCUCGUGUCUACAAAGAGGCUACUCUUGAGCGGGUUUUGAUCUACGGAUUCAAAAAGCGGCAAUGGCAUUUUGUGGUCUCUUUAUUCCACCUUUUCACACGUGUUCUCUGUGUUACUCUCUGAGAAUGGUGUCUAGGGUCCCCUAUAUCUUCAUUGUUCACGGAACAUCUAUCCAGCCCUCCCAGUCCUGGGAGGAAGUUCACCAGGGAACCUCACCUCUAUACCCUGCCCUUAGAAGACAACUAUACAAGGAAUUAAAGAGCAUCCCAUUAGCAGGGAAAGGGAGUGGAGGCUGCUGGAAAGCCAGACAAAGAGAAAGGAUGCAUUCCUGAGUUCCAAACAAAGUUGCCUGAGAUGCUAACAUCUCCUCAUACGUGAUUUAACUAGAACCGGGAACCUUGCCUUGGUUUGGUGAGCACUCAUAAAGUUAGCCUGUGGGUAUAUUAAAAAAAAAAAUUAGCCUGUGGGUAUUAAGAGGUCACACUGAAAGUGACCAAAAGCUCAUACAUUUUUCCAUAAGAAUGCACAUUUCAAAUAUUUUUAUCCACUUCCCUGUACCCACCCCCAAAUUAUCCCAGAAACACUGACAUGUUAGUGUCAAGUCUUGUAGACUGCCCCUUGGACCUGGGAGUGGCAGGAAAAUCUCCAGUUAGAUCGAUUUUUUUGUCACUGUAGCUUAUUCCUCAGCCGGUAAUUUCUUACUCAGGUGGGUUCUUUGUAUUCACCCCUCCAAAGUCCAUCUCCCUUAAACGACCCACACCCUUCUACUCCCAGCCUCUCCCUGGUGUCCUAUCAUCCCCUCUGAAUUUUUGCAUAAGCCACUCCCCUCACACACUGCCAUACUUACGCCCCUGGGAAAAUUAGCCUAUGAAGGGGUGUGGGUGUUUUUUGUUUUCUCUCUGUGUAUAUUUGUUCCUGGGACUUUUCCAGACCUAGGUAUCCUCCACCCUUUGAAAUAACUGCAGCCCUGCUUAUCCAGUCGUUCAGCUUAACUGAGCAACUAGGUGGAGCCUCAUGUACAGAGAUUAGGGCUACAGAAAUCUACGACUACCUGUUAUUUUAUCUGACACCUACCACAAAGUAGAUGCCAGGGAAUCUAAGUGGUGAGUUGAGGUCAGCAUCUGUAGUGGGGAGACCUGGGUGUGAAUCCCAGCCCUGCCAUUUCAGCCGUGGGACCCUGAAUGAGCCGCUUCACUUUUCUGCAAAACGAAAGCGAUGUCUUGGUUGGUAAAGAUUAGGAGAGACCAUGGAGACAUUGGCUCACGCCGAACUGGCGCCGUCCGUCCAGAUUCGUCGGGCCCGGGUCACUCUUCCUUUCUGACAGAAUCCGCCCAGAUCGUAGCAACUUGAGGUUCUAAGGGCCUCAUCGGAUGAAAGGCCCAGCGGUUGUAGUUGAAAGAUUGCCACCUUCGCAGCCUUUUUUUUUUUUUUUUUUUUUCUGAAAAUGUCCAAGCUGAUCCUAUCACAUUUUUAGGAGGCAUUUUGCUUUCCUCCAGUAUUUUAAUGAUUCUUGGCCUAGUCCUCUUAUCAGCCAUCACUCACUGCAAACAGGUUCUGUCCUGAGCUCUGUCACGCAUAGCUCUAAAUGGCAUCUCACUGUUUUAGUUUUUAAAUUUUUUAUUUUAUCAGCUCGGUCAUUUAAUAAUUCACCCGUAAUCUUAGAUUUUAGUCAUGCUGCAUUUCUCUGGGGUUUGACUACAUCGCUGUGGACACACGGACACAAAAACACAAUUAUGCCUGGAAUUUAAAUGGCCGUUCCCAGAAGCUCCAAAGGAGAAAACGGGUUUCAGGAUUAUAGUUUCCUACCAAAGGCCACCAAACUGGCACUAGGGGAGAAAUGUCCUGUUUCCCAGAUCUGAUGUUUGUGUAGCACUUCAGAAGUUCUGUAGGGUGUCUCAUUUAUUAUCUCCUUAUGAUAAUUCCCACACCACACAUUGUUGUCGUUAUCCUUGACAGACGGGGAAACGGAGAUGUAGCAAGAUUAAAUGCCUUAUUUCAGAGGGACGGCUGGGGCUUACAUCCAGGUGUUCUAACUCCAGACUGC